This is a messenger RNA of Candidozyma haemuli, 402 nucleotides long. RefSeq lists its product as uncharacterized. NCBI's taxonomy places the organism in Eukaryota, Fungi, Ascomycota, Pichiomycetes, Serinales, Metschnikowiaceae. Gene Ontology annotation, cellular component: Ino80 complex. The transcript has a single exon. Gene Ontology annotation, biological process: chromatin remodeling. The record is from RefSeq and is a predicted model, not a curated record. The coding region runs from base 1 to 402 and encodes 133 amino acids.
AUGAGUGACCUGGGCCUGCAAACGCCCAGCGACAACACAGAAGCCCACCAGCUCUCCUACAUAACAACCAAAGAACACUCCUUCAAGCAGUACCCGCCCAAGCCACGUACAUACAAGAGAUACAAGACAUCCAAGCAGUUGAUCACUGACGAGAUACGGUACCUUCAAUCUAAGAAACUAGGUAUUGACACGCCCACGUGGACGUCGGUGGUGGCGCCUCCCAGCUUGAAGCCCCAGAAACACUACUGUGACAUUACUGGGCUUGAAGGAAAGUAUAAGAGUCCAGCCAAUGCGUUACGGUUCCACAAUGUGGAAAUCUACCAGGAGGUGAUCAAACAUAUGCCGCCAGGCGUCGACCAGGAGUACUUGAGUUUGCGUGGCGCCAACGUGGUGCUCAAGUAA